Aspergillus clavatus NRRL 1 is the source of this 579-nucleotide messenger RNA. RefSeq names its product glycoside hydrolase family 11 protein. Bases 1 to 579 code for a protein of 192 amino acids. The transcript has a single exon. The record is from RefSeq and is a predicted model, not a curated record. Lineage: Eukaryota; Fungi; Ascomycota; Eurotiomycetes; Eurotiales; Aspergillaceae. Gene Ontology annotation, molecular function: hydrolase activity, hydrolyzing O-glycosyl compounds. Gene Ontology annotation, biological process: xylan catabolic process.
AUGGCGGCAGUUUCACCUCUGGCAAAGGUUGGUAGCUGGGUAGUGCGCGGUACCCUUCCCACCGAGAAGUCCGGCCCUAAGAUUUUCUUCAUACUGAUGUUUACAAACAGCGACAUCACUUUCUCCGGCACUUUCAACCCAAAUGGCAAUGCCUACUUGGCCGUAUAUGGCUGGACCACCAGUCCGAUGAUCGAAUACUCCAUUCUUGAAAACUAUGGCAGCUACAAUCCAGGCUCGGGCAUGACUCACAAGGGCACCGUCACCACUGGCAGAGCCACCUACCAUAUCUACACACAUCAGCAGGUCAGCCAGCCGUCCAUCGCCGGAAAGGCUACUUUCAAUCAGUACUGGUCGAUCCGCCGCAGCAAGUGGUCCAGUGGUACUGUCACCACUGCUAACCACUUCAACGCCUGGGCUAAAUUGGAUAUGAAGCUGGGUGCUCACGACUACCAGAUCGUCUCUAGGGAAGGCUACGAGAGCAGUGGUUCUUCUACCAUCAAGGUUUCUAGCGGGUCUUCCUCCGGUGGUUCUUCUUCAGGAGGCAGCAGCAACUCCGGCAAGGCCAGUGUCCCCCAAUAA